AUGCGUAAACUGAACGUAUUAAUUGUUCUGCUAGCAGUGUUUGUGUUGGCAAUAUCUCCCAUUUUCACAAGUGGUACAUUGGUGCCUUUUGAUUCAUGCGCGAAUUCUGAAGCGACAUACAAUGUUUCGAAAGUGGACUCUGUGUUUGAUCAGUCGUCAAAUACUUUGAAUUUUACUAUAACGGGAUACUCGUCAACACGAAUAGCUGGUUUUAAUCCACAGUAUAAUGCGACUGCAUUUCUCACGACUAGUGUGUUGAAUACAAAUAUAAAUAAUGUCAAAGAUAAUUUAUGUAGUUUUAUCGAUGGUAAUUGUCCCUUUGGUCCAGGUCUUGUUGUCAUUAGAAAGUCGAUUAAACUUGGUCGAUCAAUACCGUUAUCAACGCUGACCACAACUUUCAAAGGUCUGGAUGAAAGUACCAAACAAGUGACGUGCCUAACAUUCAACAUCAGUCCACAAUAUAAAUAUUACAGGAACAUUUUCACUUAUAUACCGGUAGCAAUUACUGCAUUCACUUUAUUCGUGAAUGUUCUUGGCAGUUUUUUCAAUCCAACAAAAUUUUCCACAAAUAUUUUCGAAAUCUCCAGUUAUUAUGGACUGGAUACGCAAGGAUAUCGAUUGAGGACUCCGACGGUAUUUGAUGUGAUAUUUUACACACAAUUUGCCGUCUCGACAGCUGAAUUAGGAUUAAAUUAUCCGGGUUAUUAUCAACCUUUUAUGAGUCACUUUGGAUGGGCGAGUCUUGUAUUUAAUCAUUCAACUUUAAUCGAUUUUUCUGGUGGUAACAGACCAUUUCUUGAUGACAAUGCCGAGUCAGCAAUUGUCGAUAAUGAUUUAUUGUCUCAUUCUGCUAAUGCAAGUCAUACCAUCAUGGCAAUUCCUACUUCUAUGAAUCAAAAAAGAAAUAUAAUCCCCAAAAAAAGGCAAGAAGGAGGAAGUGUUCAAUGUUCUUCUUCGAAUCCUUGUCCUUCUGAUCAAUGUUGCAGCUCGGCUGGAUUUUGUGGGACAGGACCUUUAUAUUGUAACCCUACGAUAACAGUUACGUCAACUAGAACAACUACUCCCACCUCAACCGCCGAUAGUUCAUCAUCAUCUGCUAUUUAUAAUUCAUAUCUUCCCGAUAAUUUUAUGGUUUACGAUAACACUUCGUUAGUAUUGGAAAAAUUUAAAGGAAUGGGAAAUUACGCGGUAAUGGUUGGCAUUGCACCUCAAGAUAUUUUUCUCGAGACUAUAAUACUUGCAUUGAUUAUUAUUGCCAUAGUGGCAUUAAUAUCUGCCAUUAUAUGGGGUACUUGGAGAUCAGUGAAAAAUAAAAAUAAAUUUAUUGAUGGAUCAAAUGAGGGAUUGUCGUUUCUAUUGGGAAAUAUGCUACGAUUCUUUUUUUUAUUUUAUUUUCCAAUAUUAUCGACUGCGUUCUAUCAAGUUAUCAUUCACGAAUAUAAUCCUUGGUAUGUUGUAUCGAUAGCGGUGGUAAUUAUCGUACUGUGUAUCGUCUUGCCCAUUGUCAUCACAGUCCUUAUAUAUCGAGUCUCACCACAUAUGUAUCUAUUGAAUGACAUGUCAUAUCGACUGAAAUACGGACCGCUUUACAACACUCUCAAAGAACGCGGACUAAUGUUUUUCAUAAUCUUUUUAACUUAUAAUUUCAUGCGUGGAGUGAUCGUUGGUGCAGGACAAGAAAGUGGAUUAACGCAAACGAUUGUAUUGGUGAUACUUGAACUUUUACUAUUAAUAAUUGUGAUUUCAAGGUUUCCCUUCUUGGAAGGAACUCGAAUCAAUCUAAUUAAUAUUGCGCUCGGGAUUAUUCGAACAGUUAUCUCGGGAUUCUUGUUGUUCUUUAUAAGUUCAUUGGAGAUUAGCGAAGUGGGUCGACAAAUUGUCGGGUAUAUCAUUAUAUUCUUUCAUGGUCUCGCGUACCUCAUCUUAACUCUUUUCACGAUAAGAAAUUUGUUGGAGUUGAUGUUCCGAUGGUGUGCUGAGACAGCAGGAGGAAUAAGACAAUUAAAAUUACGAAUGGGAUUUUAUAAUAAUAAUUAUUAUCCUGAACAUGAUGGUGAAAUUGAGAAAGAAUCAAGAAAUAGUGGAACACAAUUGAAGACUUAUCGUGGAUCAUAUAUACCACCUGCUUCAAUGCCAAUGAAUGGAAAUUAUGACAAUGCAGCAAACGGAGGCGCCGGAGCUGUAAGACAUGAUAGUUUUCCAAGUGGAACUGAUGAAUAUGAAACUUAUACCGAAGAAAGCAGUGGAACACUCACAGGAAUACCAUAUGUUGAUCCAAAUGGACCAUCAAUGUCAAAUUAUGCAGUCGGGGGAGAUCAAUAUCGACAGCCAUCAUCAAGAGCAACAAUAAUUCGAAAUAUAAAUGCUGCAAGAACUCAAGGAAGUGUUGGUUCUCCAUUCGGAUUCGAAGAAAGAGGAUACACAGCACAGACACCAACAGCGAUUUCAAAUACAGCAGUAUCAACAUCAGAUCCUAAUAUUUCAUUAGCAUAUCGUGAUGCAACAAACCCUUACUUUAAUAAUAGUGAUUCAAUUCAACAACCUUCAUCAGCACAUGAUUCCGCUGGUUCGGGGCCAAGAACUAAUAAUAGCAUUAAUAGUAAUUAUACUGAUCAAUCAAGAGCAGGAAUGACACCGUCACCAGCAGACCCGCCACAAAGAUUUCGGGGAAGCACAACAGAAAGUAGGCGUAGUAGUGAAUCAGAACCAUCGAACAAUUUUGGAGGAUUCUUAGUUUCUGGUGUGAAAAAAUUCUUUAAAAAGAACAAAAAGAAAAAAGGAUCAAAUGAUGCACCCUCUUUCUGGGUAAAAAGAACAGGAACUGGCAGAACUACGGCUUCAAUAACGGAUAGUGAACUAGAAAGAGCAGUACAGGAGUCACGAGGGCGUGGUAAAUUAGUAGUGUUAAAUCCAGAUCCAGCUGGACACAGCGAAUUUGGUGAUAGUGUUGUCGAUCUCACUAGUAAUUCCAUUUUAGGAGGUGUUGCUGGCGGUGACAGUGGAAAUGCAAGUAAUACUAUUAAUGCCGGUACCACCACCACAACUAAUACCAAAGAUGAAUCGAAUGGAAGUGUUUACUCGGUAUUUGAAGGAAGUGACAAUGGUGACUAUGAAUUAUCGAAACAGUCAGCUCGCGAUUCAACAAUAGAUACGUUGCCAAUUGAAGAGCUUAGUGGUGUUGAAGGUUCUAGUAUUGGAGGUAAUGAUGAUGGUACUAGUCCAUUAGUAAAUCCACGAACUGACGAUAGUAAUCGAGGCGGAAGCAGUCCGAUGGAUUUAGUAUUGCGGAGACUUAGGGACUCGAAAGAAUCUGAUGAUUAA
Molecule: messenger RNA, 3321 nt
Organism: Ambispora gerdemannii
Lineage: Eukaryota; Fungi; Glomeromycota; Glomeromycetes; Archaeosporales; Ambisporaceae
Source: the annotation of a GenBank genome assembly